Messenger RNA from Paramecium tetraurelia, 1266 nucleotides. RefSeq lists its product as uncharacterized. Gene Ontology annotation, cellular component: cytosol. The transcript has 4 exons. Lineage: Eukaryota; Ciliophora; Oligohymenophorea; Peniculida; Parameciidae. The record is from RefSeq and is a predicted model, not a curated record.
AUGGGUUCAUGCAAUUAAUGCGUGUAGAGACAAGAACCUUUGUAAUAAGUAACAAUAUAGAACAAUACUGUGAAUUUAUUGCAGCACAAUCAUUAAAUGGUGAUAAAAAUUUAGACAGCCAAUUUAAGUAAGAGUAUCAGAAUGAGGACUAGACAAGAAUUGGCGAAGAGAAGAUCAAUGAAUCAAAAGAGAAGUAAUUCCACUGAUGACUGUUUAAUCGAAUAUCGCACAAUCUCUUAUUCUCCAAGAGUAGAUCCUCAAGAGACUCGAAAUGUGUUGCCGAUGAUUGACACUCAUAUCAAAAGGAAGAGUCUAUCUCAUUUUGGAAGGGAGUAUAGUGCAAAAUUAUAGCCAAAGGAAUCUGAUUCCUUGGACGAUGGUCAAUCCGAGUAAGUUGAGCAGACACCAUUGUAAUAGAGUGCUUCUCCUCUAGUCAAAUCUCUACGAUCCUCGAUGAACUAAUCCAAGAAAAUGCAAUCGUUCAGAUUUCGAUGUGUGUUGACUCACGAUAUUUUGGAACCUCGGGAUAAGAUUAAAAUAUAAACAAAAAAUACAAGAGUCAAGUUGGAUGCCAUCAAGUUAGUGGGGGGAAACAUCUACAUCGGGGAAUGGCUAGAUUAGAUGCCUGAUGGCAAAGGAAAAUAUACUUUCUCUGAUUAAUCCUUUUAUUAGGGUGAAUUCAGUAAAGGUUGUUUGCAUGGUCGAGGGGAGUUUAAGAGCAAGGAGGGUAAUACGUAUAGAGGACAAUGGCAUAACAAUAGAAUGCAGGGUUAGGGGAGUUACAUAUAUAAUAAUGGUUGUAAAUAUGAGGGCAAUUGGGAGAGAGAUGUACCCAAUGGAGAAGGAAUGGAAUGGUAUGUCAAUGGAUCAGUUUAUGUGGGGAACUUUUUAAAUGGAGAAAAACACGGAUUUGGAAAAAUCACAUUCAUCACUGGUGAAAUCUAUGAAGGGGAAUUUGAGUUUGAUGAUUUUAAUGGCAGAGGAAUUUAUAGAUGGCAAGAUGGUAGAGUUUAUGAUGGGAAUUGGGUUGAUGGCAAAAUGAAUGGAAAGGGUAAAUUGACAUGGCCAGAUGGUAGAUAUUAUGAAGGUGAAUAUAUAAAUGAUCAAAAAAAUGGUUAUGGAAUUUUCCAAUUUGCAGAUGGUCGCAAAUAUGUUGGAUUAUGGAAGCAAGGACUCCAACAUGGAUAAGGUGAAUUUCAUAAAGGUCAUGGACAAGAUCCAACCAGAGGCAUAUGGUAACAGGGAAAACUUGUUAAACUUCUAUGA